Messenger RNA from Cercocebus atys (sooty mangabey), 2941 nucleotides. RefSeq names its product DnaJ (Hsp40) homolog, subfamily C, member 24 (gene DNAJC24). The transcript has 6 exons. NCBI's taxonomy places the organism in Eukaryota, Metazoa, Chordata, Mammalia, Primates, Cercopithecidae. The record is from RefSeq and is a predicted model, not a curated record. Gene Ontology annotation, molecular function: ferrous iron binding; ATPase activator activity. Bases 130 to 582 code for a protein of 150 amino acids. Gene Ontology annotation, biological process: positive regulation of ATP-dependent activity.
ACGUCGGCGCAGUGACUUCCGGCGGAAGAAGAAGCCGGUCCCAAGUUCUGGCCGACAGUAGGCAAGGAGUGGGCGGCAGCGCAUAUGUGAAGUUAGCUAAUCUGAGAAGGCCCACUUCUGGUUCCAUGGAUGAUGGCUGCUGCGCAGAUGCCCAAAAAGGAUUGGUACAGCAUCCUAGGGGCAGACCCAUCUGCAAAUAUGUCAGACCUAAAAGAAAAAUAUCAAAAACUUAUAUUAAUGUAUCAUCCAGAUAAACAAAGUACAGAUGUACCAGCAGGAACAGUGGAGGAAUGUGUACAGAAGUUCAUCGAAAUUGAUCAAGCGUGGAAAAUUCUGGGAAAUGAAGAGACAAAAAGAGAGUAUGACUUGCAGCGGUGUGAAGAUGAUCUAAGAAAUAUAGGACCAGUAGAUGCUCAAGUAUAUCUUGAAGAAAUGUCUUGGAAUGAAGAUGAUCACUCUUUUUAUCUGAGUUGCAGAUGUGGUGGAAAAUACAGUGUUUCCAAAGAUGACGCAGAAGAAGCCAUAUCUUCAAUGCAUUAUACUUCAAUAAUGACCAUGAAGAACCAGAAGGACCUAUUAUAAAAUCAUCAGUUGUAAAAUUAAUGAUGGUGACCUUCUCCUAAAUGAAAAGACUAUCUCUUAUAAUGUUCUAUGUAUAAACUGGUAAAUUACAAGAUUUCUACUCAGUGACAAUCAUAUUUAGAACAGAAUAUGUUGCUUUUUUUUUUAAAGCCGCCUGCAAUAUGAGACAUUUGCCUAUUACUAUCUGUUCAAUGUAAACUAAAAAACUUACUUUCCAGAAACAAUCUUUAAAAUUGCUUUUUAAAAGUUUUUAUUUUACAGUUUUGUUACCUAAGACAGUUGAAUUAUUGACCAGACCAAAAUGAUCUAUAUAUGGGGAAGGAAUUUAUUUUCACUAAUUUGACUGGUUUUACUUGUAAACCUUUUAUAAAGAAAAAUAUCACUACCGGAUUUAGUAAGAGAUAAUGCAACUCUUUUUUUAAUCACAAAUUACUUUCUUGAAAAGUAAAUGUAUACAAGAAUGUAAAAUUUGAAUUUCACUUACAUAAGCGAUUUUAAGAUUCUCGAAGGUCUUACGUACAAAUAUUUGCCAAAAACCUCCAAAUUAACUCUGCAUUUAGAUACAUUUAAAUGUUAAAUCUAUUUGUAGAAAAAGGACAUAAGUUUACUGAAAGAAUGUCAGAAAAUAUAUGAUCAUUCACUUUUAUUAUUAUUACUGGAACUAGUUUGUCCAAGGGCCAAUAGCAAGGCCACUUCUUUGCUAUCUAAUAAAAUAGACAUAUGUGCAGUAAAGCAUAAGACUGCUCUAGUAGAAAAGUGUGUACAUCACAGUCAUCAAAAAAGGAACAAAAUAGUGAAUUUGGAAAAGCCAUAUGUAAUAAACAUUCUGAAGCGUUACUUUGAUGAAGCUAUAAGGUGAACAUCUUUCAUGUUUAAAUGUCCAUGGUUUCUCCCUAAAAUGUGUUUUUUCCUGAGUUCUAAAAACAGGUAAUGUAAAUGAAUAAAUAAAACCAUGUAGUUAUGGACACCAGUAAAAGUAAAAGAAAAACAUUCUACAAACUAAUAAGGCAACAUACCAACAAUCUAGGGAUAUCUUUGUCUGACCAUCCCAUUGACGGUAAACCAGGAUCCGUGGUUUAUACAUUCCAUCUUCUCAUAAAGCUUUCCCUAAACUUGCCUGCCCAUACCAACCUGAUUGUUUCCAGCUCUUAACAUAUAAAGUCAGCCUUGCUUGGGGCCCUACAUUAUAACCUUUAUUAUUAUUUUUACCCUGCUUGCCUUUUCUGUCAGUUUUUACUAUUUUAUAUCAGAAUAAACCAACAGACAGUAAUGCCAUGAUUUUUGAUUUUACUUUUUUGAGUGUUAAUGACUUUUAUUACAUUACAGUUUGGUGCAAAAAUAACUGCAGUUUUUGCUCCAAAAUAAAUUUAGUGGCAAAAACCAAUUACUUUUGCACCAACCUAAUAGAUUUUUGCCAACAUGCUUGGCGAAAAAUGAUACCUUUGUCUUAUGAGUGAGGCUGAAUCUCUUUUCGUGUUUAAGAGGUGUCUAGUUCCUUCUCUGUGAUAUAUUUUUGCAUGUCUUUUGCCAUUUGGCUACUGGGUUAAUCUCUUUUUUUCCCUUCAUUUCAUAAGCACUCUUUAAAUACUAGGGAGAUUAGCCCUUUGUGGUACAAAGAGCAAAUAUCCCCAGUUUUUCAUUUCUCUUAUCAGCCUUUGCUUUCACGUUUUCUGAAUUCUGAGUCUUUGUUAGAAAGGUCUCAUGGUUUCUUCUUUUACAUUUAACUAUUUUAUUCUUUGGGAGUACAUCCUGACAAAUGGUUGUAAGGCUUGGAUGAAUGUUUUUUAUUUUUGUAAAUAAUAACUAAUUUAAUACCUUGGUAAUAUUUUUCUGUGCAUUUAUUUGAUUGUUGGCAGUGUAGAAUAUUCUGUGUGUUUUCUGAUUGCAUUUAAUAUCCAGUGAAUAGUCUGUGCCUACUUUUGCAUAUAUUAGUCUUUGGGAUCUCAAUUGUGCUAUCUGCAUGUAUUUCUUCUAUACUACAGACAGGAUUAAUACAUUUAUCACAAAUACUUUUCCCAAUCUGUUUUUUGUCUUUUAUAUUUAUGUUUCACAAAGUUUUUAGUUUUUUAUACAGUAUUUACUUUUAUAUCCAUAUGCUUUUUAAAAGAUGAUUUUAAUUAUUUACAGUACCUAAACCAAAAGUGGAACUCAAAUAUUUGCUGGUGGUUAAAUACUUGUAAGUAGAAAUUCUCUGAAAGCACAAUGAUAACUGCCAUUAACUAGGUCACUUCUGUAGCAGUUAUGACCUGAGUUUCUUUCAAAUUAGCGAUGUACGAUGAAGUAUCAUCUCUGGAGUUAAUUUUUUUUUUUUGAAACGGAGUCUUGCUCUGUCACCCAGGCUGGAGUGCAGUGGCGCGAU